AUGCAGCAAGCGGCGCGAAACACCGAAGGUCGCAAUAUCUGGCUGCCAAGCUCCCAACUGCGCCAUAAAGCAGUUCAUUUCGUGAGAGGUGGCGACCUGGAACCGGAGGAGACGGAAAAUAAAUCAUCAACAACGCCCGAGCAAGAGUCAUGCAAGUCGACGCCGAAAACAGAAAGGGACAUCGAGAAAGACGAUAUUCCUCCUGAUAACGAGGAUACACCCCACGAGCUUAGUUUCUUUAUUGAUCGGUCAAGUCAGAGCAUCGCACCCACAGGUCUACCCAACCCCGUUUCUAGACUGCGUUCGCUCAGUCCGGAAGACUCAAGUGGGGAUGAAAUAGUUUUUCAUGGACGGAACAGAUAUACGGACCAGAACAAUUCUUCGCAAUACCCUACUACGAUUGACGAUGAAUUUGAACCUCAGUCUUCAGAUACGCCCGUCAACAUACGAAACCUAACUCUAGAAACUUCAAUUGAAGCAGGACACAGUUCUACCACCAGGCGACAUGGUCAAACGGUAUUCAACAGGGAAAGUACGAAUCACGAUGAAAAUGAUAUACUUGCCGACUAUAUCGCCAACAUUGAUGUCGACUAUGAAGAAACGGAUACAUCAAGCGACGCGCAACCAGAAAACACUGACAUGAACAAAUUUGCGCUAUCACCACGUCCCAAUGAAGAUCCUGAUUCAGUCAGUCUGCCAAGCAAUGAAAACAUGAAAAGAUUUAAAGAAUCCGAAGCCAGUGGCUCAGAGGUUCAGUCUGAUGAAGAUUUUUUUGACGAAGAAGUCGAUUCGGAGAACAUGGAGUCACUAUACAAAAUUGCCUCUGGCUGGAACACAAGCGCCAAAUCAAGAAAAACAAAAUUCCCUUCGGCGUCGGCCUUCGCUGAUGCGCUAGAAUCAGACCCUUAUCAUGGAUUUGAUAUAAUGGAUUUUAAUCGACCCAGCUUGAGGAAGAAGGCCAAGGGGAGAAAAGGCCCUCCCGACCUGAUGCUAUCUGAUAGCGAACUCGAGAUGGAGUUAGAAAGGGCAUGGAGAAAUGACCGAGAAAAGAAGAAAUCCAAAAAGCAAAAACGCGAGGAGCUUCGCUCACAGGGAUUGCUAGGCCGAAGCAUAGGCAGGCCAGACUUCAAGUCCAAGUAUGCACACGGCAUGGGCGUUGACGACUUAAAAUCAGAGAUCCGUUCCUUUCUUUUAUCAUCGAAAGACAGUUUUCCUUUACCUCCGAUCAAUAAGCAACUAAGAAAACUCGUCCAUGACAUGGCAAACGCCCUCUCACUGAAAUCGCAUUCCCGAGGCAAGGGUCCCUCCAGGUUUCCUAUUCUCUACAAAACUUCUCGUACCUCGAAGUAUAAUCAACAUAACAUUUCUCAAGCCGACAAGAUACUCUCGCAUGGGAGGUUCCGCCAUCGUACAAUUAAGACAGGUGACCAAAGUGCGAAAAAAUCAGCGGAAACCCGGGGUGGUCGCCCGGACACUUCCGUAUCUUACAUGGACGGUGAUAUUGUUGGCGCAUCAGCACCUGAAAUCGGCGCAGAAAACAAGGGUCGGGCUAUGCUAGAGAAGAUGGGAUGGAGCUCAGGAACUGCUCUUGGUGCGACUAACAACAAGGGUAUUCUACUACCUGUUGCACAUGUGGUUAAAAAGUCGAAAGCUGGUCUAGGCUAA
Molecule: messenger RNA, 1665 nt
Organism: Aspergillus chevalieri
Lineage: Eukaryota; Fungi; Ascomycota; Eurotiomycetes; Eurotiales; Aspergillaceae
Product: putative R3H and G-patch domain protein
Exons: 2
Coding region: 1-1665 (554 amino acids)
Molecular function (GO): nucleic acid binding
Source: RefSeq, a predicted model, not a curated record